CCCCUCCCCCGCCGCGGAUCCUGGCCGCCGCUCUCCAGACCCAGGAUGCCGGGGGGCAAGAGAGGGCUGGUGGCACCGCAGAACACAUUUUUGGAGAACAUCGUCAGGCGCUCCAGUGAAUCGAGUUUCUUACUGGGAAAUGCCCAGAUUGUGGAUUGGCCUGUAGUUUAUAGUAAUGACGGUUUUUGCAAACUCUCUGGAUAUCAUCGAGCUGACGUCAUGCAGAAAAGCAGCACUUGCAGUUUUAUGUACGGGGAAUUGACUGACAAGAAGACCAUUGAGAAAGUCAGGCAAACUUUUGACAACUAUGAGUCAAACUGCUUUGAGGUUCUUCUGUACAAGAAAAACAGAACCCCUGUUUGGUUUUAUAUGCAAAUUGCACCAAUAAGAAAUGAACAUGAAAAGGUGGUCUUAUUCCUAUGCACUUUCAAGGAUAUUACGUUGUUCAAACAGCCAAUAGAGGAUGAUUCAACAAAAGGUUGGACAAAAUUUGCCCGAUUGACUCGGGCUUUGACAAAUAGCCGAAGUGUUUUGCAGCAGCUUACACCAAUGAAUAAAACAGAGGUGGUCCACAAACAUUCAAGGUUAGCUGAAGUUCUUCAGCUGGGAUCAGAUAUCCUUCCUCAGUAUAAACAAGAAGCGCCAAAGACGCCACCACACAUUAUUUUACACUAUUGUGCUUUUAAAACUACUUGGGAUUGGGUGAUUUUAAUUCUUACCUUCUACACCGCCAUUAUGGUUCCUUACAACGUUUCCUUCAAAACGAAGCAGAACAACAUAGCCUGGCUGGUGCUGGACAGUGUGGUAGAUGUCAUUUUCCUGGUGGACAUUGUUUUAAAUUUUCAUACAACCUUUGUGGGACCUGGUGGAGAGGUUAUUUCUGACCCCAAGUUGAUAAGGAUGAACUAUUUGAAAACUUGGUUUGUGAUCGAUCUGUUGUCUUGUUUACCUUAUGACAUCAUCAAUGCCUUUGAAAAUGUGGAUGAGGGCAUCAGCAGUCUCUUCAGUUCGUUAAAAGUGGUGCGUCUCUUGCGACUGGGUCGCGUUGCUAGGAAAUUGGACCAUUACUUGGAGUAUGGAGCCGCUGUCCUUGUGCUCCUGGUGUGUGUGUUUGGUCUCGUUGCCCACUGGCUGGCUUGUAUCUGGUACAGCAUCGGGGACUACGAGGUCAUCGAUGAAGUCACGAACACCAUCCAAAUAGACAGCUGGCUCUACCAGUUGGCCUUGAGCAUUGGGACUCCAUACCGAUAUAACACCAGUGCAGGGAUCUGGGAAGGAGGCCCCAGCAAGGAUUCACUCUACGUGUCCUCUCUCUACUUUACCAUGACAAGCCUUACAACCAUAGGAUUUGGAAACAUAGCUCCUACCACAGAUGUGGAGAAGAUGUUUUCGGUGGCCAUGAUGAUGGUUGGCUCUCUCCUUUAUGCAACUAUUUUUGGAAAUGUGACCACAAUUUUCCAGCAGAUGUACGCCAACACCAACCGAUAUCAUGAGAUGCUGAAUAAUGUUCGGGACUUUCUGAAACUCUAUCAGGUCCCCAAAGGCCUUAGCGAACGAGUCAUGGAUUAUAUUGUCUCUACAUGGUCCAUGUCAAAAGGCAUCGACACAGAGAAGGUCCUCUCCAUCUGUCCCAAAGACAUGAGAGCGGAUAUCUGUGUUCAUCUAAACCGGAAGGUUUUUAAUGAACAUCCUGCUUUUCGAUUGGCCAGUGAUGGGUGUCUGCGUGCCUUGGCGGUGGAGUUCCAGACUAUUCACUGUGCUCCUGGGGACCUCAUUUACCAUGCUGGAGAAAGUGUGGAUGCCCUGUGCUUUGUGGUGUCGGGAUCCUUGGAAGUCAUCCAGGAUGAUGAGGUGGUGGCUAUUUUAGGGAAAGGUGAUGUAUUUGGAGAUAUCUUCUGGAAGGAAACAACCCUUGCUCACGCAUGUGCCAAUGUCCGGGCACUGACAUACUGUGACCUCCACAUCAUCAAACGAGAAGCCUUGCUCAAAGUCCUGGACUUUUACACGGCUUUUGCAAACUCCUUCUCAAGGAAUCUCACUCUGACGUGCAAUCUAAGGAAACGGAUCAUAUUUCGUAAAAUCAGUGAUGUGAAGAAAGAGGAGGAGGAGCGUCUCAGACAGAAGAAUGAGGUCACCCUCAGCAUCCCCGUGGACCACCCGGUCAGGAAGCUCUUCCAGAAAUUCAAGCAACAAAAGGAGCUGCGGAAUCAGGGGUCAUCGCAGAGUGAUCCCGAGCGGAACCAGCUUCAGGUAGAAAGUCGCUCCUUACAGAAUGGAGCCUCCAUCACGGGCACCAGUGUGGUUACCGUGUCCCAGAUCACACCCAUCCAGACAUCGCUGGCCUACGUCAAGACCGGUGAAUCCCUCAAGCAAAACAACCGUGAUGCCAUGGAGCUCAAGCCCAAUAGUGGUGCUGACCCCAAAUGUCUCAAAGUCAACAGUCCCAUACGGAUGAAGAACGGAAAUGGGAAAGGGUGGCUGCGACUCAAGAACAACAUGGGAGCCCAUGAGGAGAAAAAGGAAGAUUGGAACAAUGUCACUAAAGCUGAGUCCAUGGGGCUGUUGUCGGAGGACCCCAAGGGUAGUGACUCAGAGAACAGUGUGACCAAAAACCCACUAAGGAAAACAGAUUCUUGUGACAGUGGGAUUACAAAAAGUGACCUUCGUUUGGAUAAAGCUGGUGAGGCACGAAGUCCACUAGAGCACAGCCCCAUUCAGGCUGACGCCAAGCACCCCUUCUAUCCCAUCCCCGAGCAGGCCUUACAGACCACACUACAGGAAGUCAAACACGAACUGAAAGAGGACAUCCAGCUCCUGAGCUGCAGAAUGACUGCCCUGGAAAAGCAGGUGGCAGAAAUAUUAAAAAUACUCUCAGAAAAAAGUAUGCCCCAGACCUCAUCCCCCAAAUCCCAAAUGCCACUCCAAGUACCUUCCCAACUACCAUGUCAGGAUAUUUUUAGCGUUUCAAGGCCUGAGUCACCUGAAUCUGACAAAGAUGAGAUCCACUUUUAAUAUAUAUGCAUAUAUAUUUGUUAAUAUAUUACAAACAGUAUAUACAUCUAUAUACAUGUGUGUAUAUAUGGUAUAUACAUAUAUAUAUUUUCACUUGCUUUCAAUAUGAUGAACACAAUAUGGAUUUUGAUAUGUAAAUAUUGCAUGUCCAGCUGGAUUCUGGCCUGCCAAAGAAGAUGAUUAUUAAAAACAUAGAUAUUGCUUGUAUAUUAUGCAGUUGACUGCAUGCACAAUUUACAUUUAUUUAUAAUAUCUAUAAUAACAAAGGUAGGAUUUUUGUUAACCAAGGCAAUGUAAUAUUUGAAGAAUCAGGGUCCAACCUGCCAAUGUUGCCAUGACAAAUUUGAUCUCAGGCUGAGUAUUUCGAGCUGUCAUUUCCUCACUGUUCUGUUAAGUUCAAAUUACAGAUUAAUAUCAAGGAAAAGUUCAGCUUUUCAACUGUUAGUACCAUUUUAUGAUCUCUUUCCAUGGGGUGUUUUUCUGUAACUUAGGUUGUUUUCCCCAACUGGCAGUUUGUUCCAUUGAAAUGACUGUUCUGUUAAGUCAGAUAGCAGUGUGGGAUAUUGAGAACUUAGUGCUGUGGAUUUUGUGCAUGAAUUGCAUUUUUAUUCAACUAUACCUCUCAUUUUUUAACAUUAUACUUAGAUAAUAAUCAUUAACUCUUCUGUAAGGAAAUCCCCACUCCCUCCGUCUUGGAGAGCAGCUACCUACCAUCUUGUAUGAUGAUUUUGUCAACCCCAUAAAUAUUAAAAUACUAAUAUAGUGUAUGUUAUUAUAGAACUACUGCACCACAGGGUAAAAAGGCCUUUUAACAAUUCAUGUUGAAGAAGCUGAUUUUCCAAAGAUAAGAAUGUUCUAAAUUUGUGUUUCCAAAACUUCUAAAGGGUGAAGUUGAAUGACUCAGCAAAGAAACAAACA
Talpa occidentalis (Iberian mole) is the source of this 3930-nucleotide messenger RNA. RefSeq names its product potassium voltage-gated channel subfamily H member 5 (gene KCNH5). Gene Ontology annotation, biological process: potassium ion transmembrane transport; regulation of membrane potential. The transcript is spliced from 11 exons. NCBI's taxonomy places the organism in Eukaryota, Metazoa, Chordata, Mammalia, Eulipotyphla, Talpidae. Gene Ontology annotation, cellular component: membrane. The record is from RefSeq and is a predicted model, not a curated record. Bases 46 to 3012 code for a protein of 988 amino acids. Gene Ontology annotation, molecular function: voltage-gated potassium channel activity.